UGCACUUCUGGAUACAGUUCACACCCUGCUCUCAAUAUCUCCGAAGCUAAAGUCAGCGUUCACCAGGUCCUCUGCUGUCGCCUUUCUUACCAUCGACGCCUGUGU
Messenger RNA from Nannochloropsis gaditana CCMP526, 105 nucleotides. RefSeq lists its product as uncharacterized. The transcript is spliced from 2 exons. The annotation marks the transcript as partial. The record is from RefSeq and is a predicted model, not a curated record.